AUGAAGAAUCAGCUGAGAUACCCAGCUGGCCAGCACAACAAAGUUCAUCGGUUAGCCGAAAAGCGCGCUUCAUAUGAUCUCGAAACAGUUCACAGCAUCAUGAAUCGUUCAUUCGUCUUCCACGUCUCUUUCCAGCCUGACGCUGAAGAUCCAUUUCCAACCACCAUCCCCAUGCUCGGCGCCAUGGGAAACUUUGCCUAUCCCAGCGCCGGCUUGAACGAGCCCCAGGACUGCUAUAUCCAUGGGUAUAUCUCAGCCCGCAUGGCCAACCUGUCGAGGAAGGCAAUGGACGAUGGACUUCCAGGUUUGCCCGUAUGCGUAUCUGUCGCAAAAGUGGACGGUCUCGUCCUGGCCUUGAGCGCAUUCACCCACUCGUGCAACUACCGCUCGGCAGUCUUGUUUGGGCACGCAGCUCUGGUCACAGACGAGUCAGAAAAGCUGUGGGCGCUGGAGCUGCUCACAAACAAGAUCAUCCCCGGCAGAUGGGACCAGGUCCGCCAACCUCCGAACAAAUUCGAGCUUAUGCAGACGCAGAUCCUGCGCGUUCGAGUGACCAGUGGCAGUGCAAAGGUCCGCGCAGGGCCGCCGGCGGACGACAAGGAGGAUGUCCAGGAUCCAGGGGUCAUGAAGAAUGUGUGGUCGGGGUAUGUUCCGCUGGUAGAGCGUAUGGGGCAGCCCAUUCCCAGCGCGUAUAAUCAGCUUCAGGACGUGCCGGAGCAUGUCAGAGAUCUACAAGAGGGUUUCAAUGAGGAGGCAGAUGCCUAUAAUGUCAAGCUUGUCAAGCAGGAGACACGAGGUAUUAACACCCAAUACUCAGAGCCUUACCGACUAUAUAACACGCAUAUCUCCGAGUAUGAGUUGGGAAGUCCUAUGACUCUGUACGGUGACGUUCCUUUCAUGCAGGCUAACCGCAAGGACUCCUACGUCGGCCUCUUCUGGCUGAAUGCGGCCGAGACUUUGAUUGACAUAACAAAGGCUAAAACUAAGACAGACACGAAUACCAACACGUAA
Fusarium odoratissimum NRRL 54006 is the source of this 1011-nucleotide messenger RNA. RefSeq lists its product as uncharacterized. NCBI's taxonomy places the organism in Eukaryota, Fungi, Ascomycota, Sordariomycetes, Hypocreales, Nectriaceae. The coding region runs from base 1 to 1011 and encodes 336 amino acids. The record is from RefSeq and is a predicted model, not a curated record. The transcript has 2 exons.